Messenger RNA from Diceros bicornis minor, 4269 nucleotides. RefSeq names its product SET and MYND domain containing 4 (gene SMYD4). The record is from RefSeq and is a predicted model, not a curated record. The transcript is spliced from 10 exons. The coding region runs from base 657 to 2918 and encodes 753 amino acids. Gene Ontology annotation, molecular function: protein binding. Lineage: Eukaryota; Metazoa; Chordata; Mammalia; Perissodactyla; Rhinocerotidae.
AAAUGAAGCAAGGAGAAAAGAAGAAUGGAAACAAUGGCACAGCACGUAAGAGAUUUGUGGGACACAAUCAAAUGGUCUAACAUACUUGUAAAUGGAGUCUCAGGAAAGAAGACAGAGAGUGAGGCAGAAGCAGUAUUCCAAAAGCAUGACCACAAAUUAUCUAAAACUGAUAAAAGACAACCCACAGAUUCUGGAAGCUCAGCAAAUCCCCAACAGUGUAAACAUAAAUAAAAUCACACCUAGGGCCAUCAGACUAAACUACCAAAAACUGAAGACAUAAAAGAGGAAAUCCUAAAAACAACCAAAGAAAAAAGACAUGUUGCCUUUAUGGGAAUGAGAAUAAGUCUCAUGGCUGAUUUUUCAAUGAAACUGUGGAAGUCAGAGGACAAUUGAAUGGCACAUUUAAAGCACUGAAAGAAAAACAAAGCAAAACAAAACUUGCCAACCUAGAAUUCUACACCUAGUGAAAAUAUGUUUCAAAAAUGAAUACAAAAUAAAGAUAUUUUCAGACAAAAAAAAUCUGAGAGACUAUAUCUGCCGAUUAGAGCUACAAGAAGUACUGAAGGAAGUUCUUUGGAUUAAAGAAAAAUCAUUCCGGAUGGAAGCAUGCAAUUGCAGGAAGGAAUGAAAAACACCAGAAAAGACCUGAGGAUGAGAUGUUUUUAAAAAGGCUUUCUAGAGGUUACCUUGUGGGAAAGGACCCCAACGCUCCGCUUUUCUACAGAGAAGAAGGAAACAAAAAAUUUCAGGAGAAGGAUUAUAUGGGAGCCACAGUGCUGUAUUCUAAGGGAGUAUCGCAUUCAAGGCCUCACACUGAGGACACUUCACUGUGUUAUGCCAAUCGCUCUGCAGCCCUCUUCCACCUUGGUCAGCAUGAAACAUGUCUUAAAGACAUCGUCAGAGCCCAGAUGCACGGGUACCCAGAAAGAUUGCAGCCCAAGAUGAUGUUGCGUAAGGCAGAGUGUCUGGUGCUCCUGGGGAGACUGCAGGAAGCAAGCCAGACCAUCAGUGAUCUUGAAAGUAACUUCACUGCCAAACCAACCCUAGCAGCUUCCCAGUUUCAGAUUCUGCAGAGAACCCUCUGUCGUCUGAAAAUGAAGGUACAAGAAAAGGAGAAUCUCACAGAAACCAUCUCAGCAGCUCUAACCAAAGCCUUUGCGGAUAUGGACCUAAGGGAAGAAAAUGAACAAAUUUCCAGUGCAUCAUCAUCUGUCAGCUUAUGCACAGACCCUUUAAAAGGCCGCUAUCUGAUUGCCACAAAAGGUAUUCUCCCAGGAGAGCUCCUGGUGAAGGAGGACGCUUUUGUGAGUGUCCUUAACCCAGGAGAAAUGCCACCACUACAUCAUGGCCUAGAGAGCAAGUGGGAUACCAGAGUUACCAAUGGGGACUUUUACUGUCACCGAUGUUUGAAGCACACUUUGGCUCCAGUUCCUUGUGAUGGGUGCAGCUAUGCCAAGUAUUGCAGCCAAGAGUGCAUGCAGCAGGCCUGGGAUCUCUACCACAGUAUCGAGUGCUCUCUAGGGGGGCUGCUUCUCACACUGGGUGUCUUUUGCCACAUUGCCCUGAGGUCGACUCUUUUAGCUAGAUUUGAGGAUGCUGGCAAAGUCAUAAGGAAUCUUUGUGGCGAGAUUAGUAACAAGGACACCUCUUUACCUGAAAGCAAGAAUCUGGUGCAAACACUCAGUUGUGACCUGGGAGGGGAGAGAGAGAAAAAUGGCAAAACAGUUGAGAACCCAAUUCCCGGGUGUGAUAUUAAUGGAAAGUAUGAAAGUAAUUAUUAUGCUGUCUUCAACCUUUUGCCCCAUACUGAAAACCAUAGCCCAGAGCACAAAUUCCUCUGUGCUCUGAGUGUUUCUGCACUGUGCAGGCAGCUCGAAGCAGCCAGUUCACAGGCCCUCACAACAGGUCCGACAUCCUCUAAGCUGAAAGCAGCAGUGGCUCCUGCGUUGGGUCCAGAGUUGACUCUUUGGGGAGUGGCCAUGCUGAGACACAUGUUACAGCUGCAGUGUAAUGCGCAGGCAAUAACUACCAUACAGCAAACAGGAUCUAAAGAGGACAUCAUUACCGACUGCAGGCAGGUACGCCUUGCCACAGGCCUCUUCCCUGUUGUCAGUCUCCUGAACCAUUCCUGCAGCCCCAACACCAGUGUGUCUUUCGUUGGCACUGUCGCCACCAUUCGGGCAUCACAGCAGAUUAGAAAAGGGCAAGAGAUUCUCCACUGCUAUGGGCCUCACGAGAGCAGGAUGGGUGUUGCUGAGAGGCAGCGGAAGCUGAGGUCUCAGUAUUUCUUUGACUGCACCUGCCCAGCUUGUCAACAUGAGAAGCACAGAGCUACGGCAGGGCCCAGGUGGGAAGCAUUCUGUUGUCACAGUUGCAGAGCGCUCAUGCAGGGUGAUGAUGUGCUGAGCUGUGGCAACACAUCUUGUACAGAAUCAGUCAGCAGGGAUCAUCUAGUCUCUCGGUUACGAGACCUUCAACAGCAGGUUGGGAUGGCCCGGAAGCUUCUCAGAAAUGGCAAGCUAGAGCAAGCCAUUCAGCUGUUGUUGGGGUGCCAGCAGGAUGCUGAGAGCUUCCUGUCAGCAGAACACAGCGUGGUGGGAGAAAUCGAGGAUGACCUGGCCCAGGCCUACGCUGCCUUAGGGGACUGGCAAAAGUCAGCUACUUAUCUACAGAAGAGUCUCCAAGUGGUUAAGGUUCGCCAUGGGCCAUCCAGUGUUGAAAUGGGCCAUGAGCUCUUCAAACUGGCCCAAAUCUUUUUCAAUGGGUUUGCAGUGCCCGAAGCUCUGAACACAAUACGAAAGGCAGAAAAGGUUCUGUUGGUGCACUAUGGCCCUUGGAAUGAUGAGAUCCAGGAGCUACAAAAGAUGAAAUCCUGUUUAUUGGAUUUGCCGCCUGUCCCUGUGGGACCUUCGGUGUAGGAUCCCAAGGGGACUUUGAACCACAGGAAAGGAGCCCAUGUGGGAUGAGUUAAAGAGGUUCUGCUGCUGCUGAGUUGUCACCAGGAAAUACAGGACUUGCCUGACAGUCACAGGCCUAGUGUAUGAAGGGUGGGGGACUCAAAAAGCACUGCAGUUGGCGAGAGGCUCACCUAUUGUGAUGAAUGUUCCUUGAAAUAGUUAACUGCCCUCCAAUAAAAACUCCCAGUACUCAGAAAAGACUUGAAACUAGUAUCUGGAGAGCCUAAUCCCUUUAAAAGGAUUUUAGCUGAUCUGCAGGCAUCUGGAUGUUAGCCUGGGGUUUUGGCUAGAUGCCACCUUACUAAAUGAUGAUAGUCUCUUUCCCUGGAACAUUCCUAUGGUUUCUAGUAGUAAUGAAAUGUUGUGCACCACUCCAGUGGGAACUUACACUCUUAGUAGUUGUAUUGUAAUUGAAAAAUAAUUAUAAAGCAAGAAAUCAGUGAGGAGAAAUCCAUACCUCUAGAGACACAGUUUCACUUAUGAUAUCUAGCUUCCUCAAAUCCUUUGUUAAAACUGGUAGAGUGUAAAUUGUGAAUAGAGAAAUAAAUAUGGGGCCAUCUUAUUGUUGGGCAGGUUCUUCCUAGGAUGGCAACUCUCAGUUUGUUUUCUACCGUUUUUCCAGUCCUUAUUACCCGGCUUUAAUGUAUACUCUUGGCAGACUCAUGACCAAACACUACUAAAAUUAAGCUCGUUAGCAGUGACUUCAUAACACACGUGCCUCCUUUCUGAGUUCUGUUUAUUAGCAAGCCUGAAAAGAGACGACUUUUUUCUACCAGAUCUCCCCAAGCUGGCAAAUGAAAUAUAGAUGGUAUGAGUAUUGAGAAUGGGGAAAAACUUCAGAGGAUGCUGAGGGGCUGGGCAUUGCCAGACCCAAGACGUGCCCAUUGGUUGCCACGGCAUUAUAGUCGAGAAACAAAUAGCCCUGAAGAUGCCCGGCAGUAGCUUUUCAGGAAGCCGAGUGUUCGGAACACAGUUCGCAUUCAAACACUUGGAUGAAGAACAGGCAGAAUCUCAUUUAUCCUCCUUUCUACUAACUCACGGUGGCAAGGCAAUAGCCAAUGAGAUUUUUUGGUAGAGCUAACUUUUUCAAGUAGAAAAAUUUUGAGCUGUGGACAAUUCUAUAGUUUCUCUGUUCCAAACACUUGGCAUGUUUCAUGUUCCUAAAAGAGGUCCUGUUGUACUCUGUAAAAUAGGCAUACUUCCUUAGAAAGAAUAUGUUUGGAAUUUUUACAUAUCAGGUCCAAUUUAAUGUGUACUCGAGAGCGUUCUUUAAAUGCUUUGUAAAAUAAAGAAUUAUUUCCUGAAGUUACAA